Angiostrongylus costaricensis is the source of this 423-nucleotide messenger RNA. The record is from the annotation of a GenBank genome assembly. Lineage: Eukaryota; Metazoa; Nematoda; Chromadorea; Rhabditida; Metastrongylidae.
AUGCAUUCAUCGCUGCCUGUGACACCGGAGAACUGUUCCUCGAAACGUGCCACAGUAGUCGGCGGCGUCGGUGUUCUCGUCAACACGAGUUUGCCCAUGAGCAUUAAUUCAUUCGAACAACUAGCAACUCGAAUCGGACGCUUACGAUUAAAGAGAUGUGGAUCAAUACUGGCUUCGAGAAUCCUCGUAGUCUACGCAUCGACAUCAAGCUAUGAAGAUGAAGAAGCCAAAGCGUUCUAUAUGGACUUGGAGAAGUUCUACGGAGAAGACCAUGCAUUCUGUGCUGUGCUCAUCACCAUUGAAGACUUCAACUCUAAAAUUGGUCACAAAAAACGCCUGGGUAACGUCACACUGGAGCCUACGGGUUCCCAGGAAACGAACAGGGUGAGCGGCUGUCUGAGUUUAUCACGGCGACCAAGAUAA